Guyanagaster necrorhizus is the source of this 429-nucleotide messenger RNA. RefSeq lists its product as uncharacterized. The transcript has a single exon. NCBI's taxonomy places the organism in Eukaryota, Fungi, Basidiomycota, Agaricomycetes, Agaricales, Physalacriaceae. The record is from RefSeq and is a predicted model, not a curated record. The annotation marks the transcript as partial.
AUGCAUCGUGUUGGUGCCGACGAUGCAGAGCUUGAGUAUACCAACGAGGUACACAGAUACCUCAACCGGACUUGUCCCCAUCUUCUUUCCAGUAACAAUCCUCCUUCCGAGAUAGAAGCCAAUAACAUCGAAUCUUUCAUUCACGACGCUCAGUCUGAAUUACAGGAAGCGGACGAGGAAAUCUUAUCCCUACAAAAAGCGAUGAAACUGGCCAAGGAAAAGCGUUCUUGCAUCGCUCGUACCAUUGCCGCCCCUCGAGCAAUCCUUUCAUCUAUCCGCCGUGUCCCUCCAGAGAUCUUGACACUUAUCUUCGCAUGGGCCAUGCCCACCAAGGUGUACCACGUUUUUGAUGUCAAGGGUGCACCGUGGGUGCUAGGACAAAUCUGCCGUCGCUGGCGAGCCGCAGCGUUAUCAUUCACGGCUCUCUGG